Formica exsecta is the source of this 1367-nucleotide messenger RNA. RefSeq lists its product as uncharacterized. The transcript has a single exon. Gene Ontology annotation, biological process: DNA replication. Gene Ontology annotation, molecular function: nucleotide binding; DNA binding; DNA-directed DNA polymerase activity. The record is from RefSeq and is a predicted model, not a curated record. Bases 1 to 1299 code for a protein of 432 amino acids. Lineage: Eukaryota; Metazoa; Arthropoda; Insecta; Hymenoptera; Formicidae.
AUGUUCCGCAGAUACGCGCGAGCCAGUAACAAGUACACGCCGUCUUACGAUCCAUCGAAACCAUUGUCGUACAUGAUGUAUUUUGAUGUAAACAACUUGUACGGUUGGGCGAUGUGUCAACCGUUGCCCUAUGCCGAAUUUCGAUGGGUCGACGACAUCUCUGACUUUGACGUUAGCGCGAUCGCUUCGGAUUCACCCAUAGGUUAUAUUCUCGAGGUCGAUCUCGAGUAUCCGCAACAUCUUCACGACGCGCACGCUGACCUACCGUUCUGUCCGAUGCGCGAUAAGCCGCCCGGCAAGCGGCAGGGCAAGCUCCUCGCGACAUUAUACGAUAAGAAGCGUUACGUCAUACACUAUCGCAACCUGCAACAAUGCACGCGUCACGGCCUUCGCGUCGCAAAGAUACAUCGCGUAUUGCAAUUCGCUCAAUCCGCAUGGCUCCGCGAUUACAUCGAACUCAACACCUGGUUUAGAACGCGCGCGACAAACGAUUUCGAGAAAAAUUUAUACAAGUUAAUGAACAACGCGGUAUUCGGUAAAACUAUGGAAAACGUGCGCAAUCACGUCGAUGUAAAAUUAUUAACAAAGUGGGACGGACGAUACGGUGCGGAGGCGAUGAUCGCGAAACCAAAUUUUCACAGCAGGAGUGUCUUUUCGGAAAAUUUGGUCGCUGUCGAAUUGUGCAAACUCGAGGUGAAAUUUAAUAAACCGAUCUACGUCGGUAUGUGCAUCCUAGACAUUUCUAAAACGUGUUUGUACGAAUUUCAUCACGAAUACAUGGUACCGUUAUAUCGAGAUAAAUGUAAAAUAAUGUACACCGAUACAGACAGUUUGAUUUAUCACAUCGAGUGCGAGGAUGUGUAUGAGAAUAUGAAACGCGAUAUCGCUAGAUUCGUCACGAGCGAUUAUCCGGCUAACAACGCGUACGGUAUACCGCUCGAGAACAAGAAAGUGCCGGGCUUGAUGAAGGACGAGAAUAACGGUGCGAUCAUGACUGAAUUUGUCGGGCUUAGAGCAAAAAUGUACGCGUUGCGAGUAGAUAGUAAAAAGGAUACAAAGAAGGUUAAAGGCGUCAAGAGUAACGUCGUAGCGAGAACGAUAACGUUCGACGAUUACACGCGGUGUCUGCGCGAUGAAAUUGAAAUGACUCGACAGCAGUCCUGCAUAAGGUCAAAAUUGCACGAAGUGUACACAAUCAGCGAGACAAAAAUCGCCCUGAGUCCGUACGACGACAAGCGAUAUAUCGUACCUGAUUCGACCGACACGCUACCGUGGGGACAUUACCGGAUACCCUUAUAAUGUAAUGUAAUGUAAUGUAAUGUAUGUAUGUAUGCAUGUAUGCAUGUAUGUAUGAGGAAAACAAAGAA